UUUUGUGCCGUGUAAGUUUUAUAAAAAUUCGGGCAAGAAGGAAAAAAUACCCAUGAACAUUUUCAGAAAAGAAAGCAGGGGGCACGGGUGAUAUUUUGGGAGCCAGUGACGAAGGGCAGUCGGUCAAAUCCUUCGAAGCAUCUCUCGAUUCCUCCGCCUUUUUUUUAAAGUGAAAGCCUAACCGCCCUCGCUGCUCCGUCUUCCUUCUCCGGUUCUCCUCCGUUCAAGCUCUAGGGCUCCGCACUCCUCCGCCUUCAUCCAUCAAAGCCCAAACCCUCUUCAUCUCGGGCUCUUCUCCUCCUCAGCCAUCAUCGAUCAGCAAGGUCCGAGUUGGAGUGGAAGUGCGGAGAACAAGUUAUUGUGUGAUUAAGAGGCACAUAACCAGAGGAGUUUGUGCUAUGUUAGUCAAAUUUAUCUCUCACUAUAGUUUGUGGUGAUGAAUCUUGGAAUUUGAAUCCAUUUGAGGCGACUCAUUCAGUUUCAACCAAGUCUUCCAGGAAGAGAACACCAGAGGCUAAAAAUGGUGAUCAAGAUGGAGGAUGAGGACUACAUGCGGUUCUUGAACAAUCAAUAUGCACAUGAGAAUGAAAUUAUAGAUACCAUGACAAAGCCUUUAUCCCAAAACACUGAAGAUAUAGAUCCUGCUUAUAAAACGUUUCUUGAACAUUUAAGGGAAGAUGGGAAAUCAUAUGUUUUUGAAAUGAUAAAUGGAGAUAAUGACCCGCCAACACUUAUAAAAUAUGAAGGGGAGGAUGAUUUAUCUGAAAACAAUGAGGCUGCUACCAAAACAAGCUCAGGCAAUAUUCUGCUUGAGGGCAGAAAUGAUUCCGCAACCAAAAAAGGGCAGAAAAGAAGAAGACUUUGGCCCAAAUCUGGUGAAGGUGUCAACAAACCAUCUGAAUCCUCCAUGGUGGAUGAGUCUUAUCAGACAUUUCUUAGUCACUUAAAGUGGGAAGGAGGUUCCAUGGUACUUGAAUUUGGUUCUCUUUCCAUCACAUAUGAUGGAGAAAGGGAAUCAACAAUUUCGUCAGAUAUUUUGGCACCUGAAAGUAAUGUGAAGUCUGAUGAGCUAAGUCUGGUACCAUAUAAAAGCCCUGAACCCGAUAUAACUGUGUGUGAGGAUGGUAACAUGGCAUCCCUUCAGCAGUGUGAGUUAUAUAAGACAGAGCUAAUGGCCAUUCUGGAUAAGCCAUAUGAUCAGGAUGAAUAUGAAGAGCUAUUGGAAGAAGCAAAAGAGCGCAAACCACUUAGCAAACAGAAGCACCUGCGUAGCAUGUCGAUAUCUUAUGAGACGAAGGAAGUGGGCCAGUCAUAUCUCGAUCAUUUUCCUGCGAUGGUGGUAUUCACAGGUACUUGGUGCGUUGGAAAGGUUGACUUGAGUCUGAUGAUACUUGGCUCAAUCGAGGUGACUUACAGAGGCUGGAUCCAGAUCUUCUUAAGCAGUGUGGCAGUCGUCUUGAUUUACACUCGACAAGGUCGAGUUCUCUCCCAUAUGGAGAGAAUGAUGAGGACAUCCAGAUACGUGCACGUGAUUUUCGUCGUGUUUAUCAGCGCAGGAGACGUCGCGUUUCAGCAUUGUGGUUUUCAUUUUUUAGUUAGUAGUUAUUUCAGUAGUAGUUAUUUCAAUUGUAAUAGUUAAUUUUGAAUUUCGAAUUUUAGUUUGGAUUUGGUAGCUAAUCAGUUUUAGUACUGAUUGAUUGUGAAAGAUUUUGAGUGAUUUGGGGAAUCUCCUAAAAUCUUGUAUUUUCUAUUCUAUUUAAGCGCAAAUUGUAAUCAGAACAUUAUUAAAGAUUGAAUUGAAAAUUCGUGUUGACUG
Molecule: messenger RNA, 1816 nt
Organism: Asparagus officinalis (garden asparagus)
Lineage: Eukaryota; Viridiplantae; Streptophyta; Magnoliopsida; Asparagales; Asparagaceae
Exons: 6
Coding region: 521-1639 (372 amino acids)
Source: RefSeq, a predicted model, not a curated record